CAGUGUUGCUCAGCUCGGUGUGUUACAUAACGCCGGUGUUGUGACGCGGCGCGCGCGCGCUGAAUCCCCGGUACAUUAGCGACAGUAAGACCCAGUGGAAGCCCACCGGCCGCCCCCUCACACUGGGAGAGAGAUGCGCUGCUGUGGGCGAUGAGCUCCGGUGAAGGUGUAUAAGUCUCGCAGCUCACCUCAGAGACGCACAUUUUUAGGUAGCUACUGCGUGCGCUUUUACACCAGACCCGCGCUCAGGAUUCCUGUCGAUCCCGUGUAUAGGGCAGUUUUCCGAGCCAGUGCGUGCUGUGUGUGUUUUCUGUGAACCGCACCUCCGGGAACGGAAAGGCAACUCCGCGCUCCGCAGCUUGGCACUGAACUGAAGCGGGGAGAUCACACCGCAGCUGGAGAAGGAGCGCAGGAUCACUGCGUCUGAGAUGCUCAAAGUGAGUAUGAUCAGCUCCAGGCCAGGCGCAGCUCCGGAAUACUGGAUCGAUGGCUCCAAGAAAGAGACGCUGGAGGACUUCUACGAGCUCGAGUCGGAACUGGGACGGGGAGCCACGUCAGUGGUGUUUCGAUGUCGGCAAAAAGGCACCCAGAAACCCUACGCUGUGAAGAAGCUGAAGAAAACAGUUGACAAGAAGAUUGUACGAACAGAGAUCGGAGUCCUGCUGCGCCUCUCUCAUCCAAAUAUAAUCAAGCUGAAGGAGAUCUUUGAGACGCCGUCAGAGAUCAGUCUCGUCCUGGAGCUUGUAACUGGAGGAGAAUUAUUUGACAGGGUGGUGGAGAAGGGCUACUACAGCGAGCGAGAUGCAGCAGACGCUAUCAAACAGGUGCUGGAGGCCGUCGCGUACCUGCAUGAAAAUGGUGUCGUGCACCGCGACCUGAAACCUGAGAACCUCCUGUACGCCACUUCAGCACCAGACGCUCCUCUCAAAAUAGCCGAUUUCGGGCUGUCGAAAAUCGUGGACGACCAAGUGACAAUGAAGACGGUGUGCGGGACUCCAGGAUAUUGUGCUCCAGAGAUCCUCCGGGGAUGUGCCUAUGGACCCGAAGUUGACAUGUGGUCUGUAGGAGUUAUCACAUACAUCUUACUGUGCGGUUUUGAGCCUUUUUUUGAUGACAGAGGGGAUCAGUACAUGUUCAAGCGCAUCCUGAACUGUGAAUAUGAGUUUGUCUCCCCCUGGUGGGACAACGUGUCUCUUAACGCUAAGGACCUGGUGAAGAAGUUGAUCGUCAAGGACUCAAAGAAGCGGCUGACGACGCAGCAGGCCCUGCAGCACCCGUGGGUGACCGGGAAAGCCGCUAACUUCACCCACAUGGACACGGCUCAGAAAAAGCUCCAGGAGUUCAACGCCAGAAGAAAGCUCAAGGCUGCCGUUAAAGCCGUGGUGGCUUCGACACGGCUGGGAAGUGCCAGCAGCCACAGCAACUCGGACGCAAGCAAGGCAAACUCUCUUCCCGCUGAGCAGCAGGACGCGGAAGACGAGCAGCCUGAAAAAGACGUCCACGAGCUAGAAGACCCGUAGACUUGUUUGGAUUUGCAAGGGAACGAGUUUACCAUUUGUCAGUGAAAGGAAAAUGUUGUUUUUCUCACAGGUUUGGUUAGACCUGAAACCAUUGUGUCCUGACAAGGCUCAUGACAGGAUAGAGAUUUGGGUUUUGGUGACAUGCAUGUGAUUGAUUUAGGCUACAAUAUCAGACUUUG
This is a messenger RNA of Ictalurus furcatus (blue catfish), 1699 nucleotides long. RefSeq names its product calcium/calmodulin-dependent protein kinase IV (gene camk4). Gene Ontology annotation, molecular function: calmodulin binding; calcium/calmodulin-dependent protein kinase activity; ATP binding. Lineage: Eukaryota; Metazoa; Chordata; Actinopteri; Siluriformes; Ictaluridae. Bases 429 to 1520 code for a protein of 363 amino acids. The transcript is spliced from 11 exons. Gene Ontology annotation, biological process: protein phosphorylation. The record is from RefSeq and is a predicted model, not a curated record.